GGGAACCCGGUGUAGCGCGGUUCGCCCGACGGCGCGGUGUUCGCAUCGGGCCGUGUGUUCCGUUCCGUUCCGACUCCUUCGCAGUUUCGGCAAUUCGGCGCACUGGACGCGCGCGGCGGAGAAAGGAGAACCGAACAUCUGGCGGGACCUGUCAGUCGAGAAGGGCACCUCGUUCGCCCUUCAGGUCAUCGUGUGUGACGAAGGGUCGCACGCCGACGUCAUCCCUCUCUCUCUCUCUCUCCCUUCCCGUCGCCGUCUCCUUCCGUCCCACUCUCUUUCUCUCUCUCUCUCUUUCUCGCUACCCGUCCCCGUCUCCACCGCCGGAAGAUGUUGGGCCUGGUCUGCCGUCAGACGUUGCUGGCGAAUACCCAAAAAGUCGGCACCAGGUACCUGGGAUCGAUAGUUCCGGUGUCGAACCCGCCGGACUUUCCAUUGGAGAAUGAACCGGUUCUCAGCUACAAGAAGGGCAGCCCGGAAAGAGCGGAGUUGGAGAAGGUCUUGGAUAAGAUGAGCAAGGAAUGCGAGGAGGUGCCGUUAGUUAUCGGAAAUGAGGAGAUCAAGACCGAUCUGUGCAGAUAUCAAGUCAUGCCGCACAAUCACAAGGAAAAAGUCGCCAAGUAUUACUGGGCGACGCCGGAGCUCGUGAAGAAGGCGAUCGACGUCGCGGUGAAGGCGCAACGAGAAUGGGAGAAGCGGCCGAUCGAGAAACGUCUGGAGAUGUGGUUGAGGAUAGCGGAUCUGAUGGCGACCAAGUACAGGCAAAAUCUCAACGCUGCCACUAUGCUCGGCCAGAGCAAGACUGUGAUCCAGGCGGAGAUUGACAGCGCGGCGGAGCUGAUCGACUUUUUCAAGAUGCACGCGUAUUUCGCCAAGGACAGCCUCAAGUAUCAGCCGAUCUCGCCGGAUCAGCAGACUCGCAACUCGAUUAGGUAUCGCGGCAUGGACGGUUUCGUCGCGGCGGUAUCGCCUUUCAACUUCACCGCCAUCGGUGGUAAUCUCAGCUACACGCCCGCACUGAUGGGUAACGCUGUGCUCUGGAAGCCGUCCGACACCGCGUUAUUAUCCAACUGGUGGAUCUUUAAGAUAUGCAGAGAGGCCGGGGUGCCGCCCGGCGUGGUGAAUUUCAUUCCCUGCGAGGGACCCGUGUUCGGUGAUACCAUCACGUCCUCGCCUCACCUCUCCGGUCUCAACUUCACCGGCUCGGUACCGACGUUCAACCGUUUGUGGGCUCAGGUCGGUCAGAAUCUCGCCAAGUACAGGAACUACCCGAAAUUGAUCGGCGAGUGCGGCGGCAAGAAUUAUCACUUCGUCCACUCGAGUGCCGACGUGGAAACGGUCAUCAAUGCGACGAUAAAAAGCGCGUUCGAAUUCAACGGACAGAAGUGUUCCGCUUGCAGUAGAAUGUACGUGCCGGAGUCUCUAUGGAGCAAGAUAAAAGACGGCCUCUUGGCUCUUCGUCAGAAACUCACAAUCGGUGAUGUUCGAGACUUCACUAUAUUCACUGGCGCCGUUAUAGACGCCGUCGCGUUCAAACGGAUUUCCGGUUACAUCGAGUACGCGAAGAAAUCGCCUAAGAUGGAAAUUCUUGGCGGUGGGGGCUACGACAAUUCGUGCGGAUAUUUCAUCGAACCGACAAUAGUACAAUCCAAAGAUCCGAAAGAAAAACUCAUGACGGAAGAAAUAUUCGGUCCGGUACUAACGAUAUACGUUUACAAAGAUUCCGAGCUGGACGAGACGGUGAAGCUGGUGGAAACAUCUACGCCUUACGCCUUGACAGGCGCAAUAUUCGCGCAAGAUGAAAAAUGGGCGAGAAAGGCACUCGAGGACUUUAAGUACACUGCCGGUAAUUUUUACGUCAACGACAAAUCUACCGGAUCGGUAGUCGGUCAACAACCGUUCGGCGGCAGUCGAAUGUCUGGUACAAAUGACAAAGCCGGCGGUCCUCACUACGUUCUUCGCUGGGCAUCCCCGCAGGCUAUUAAGGAGACCUUCGCGCCUUUACGGGAAUACGAUUAUCCGUACAUGAGAGCCUAAACGCGGGCCGCUCGUUGUUAAUUCGGCGUGAUUAAUCCGGUAAUUUCGAUAAUUGCCCGACAGUCGCGCGUCACAAACCGAGAAACAUUUAUAUUUACGAUAUCUGAUCGGGAAAGAAACAUGCCGGGGCAUAUACGGUGGCAUUACUACGCUCUGCUGCUUUAACUCAACGAAGUCGAGACAACAAGAAAACGUUCAGUCCACCACUCAAAUGAGGUAUCAUAGAAAUGCGUAAAAAAUUAAUGGAUUUAUGAGAAUAUAACUUUUAAAGUAAGCUCUAACACAUUCAGAAUCAGCAAAAAGAAGCUCGAAAUUUCGAUUAUAGAAGCGAACACGAUGAAAUAAACGCGUGAGAUAUGUUUUCUAAGAUAAAAAAACUUCACCUGAUUAAGAUUCUUGUUCCACGGUAUGUUCUUUUAAUUCGCUUCCUGUGAUCGCGUAAUUAAAUAAAAUUAUUUAAUAGAGAAUAUAAUUAGAUGGAACAACAAAAAGUAUUGUAUACCGUGUGAUAAGGUCCUAAUAUGCCGAGUUAAUUGAACGUACAGAAGUUGAGAAAACGAUUUAGGAGUUUUCCUCGAUAGGAAGCAUAGUAAGUUCGCGAGCGCAGAUUUGCGAUGCACAAUAGAGACACGACUAGAUUCCUAGAUGAGCCAGCGUUAAAAAGAGAGGAAGGUCAAGGAUCGCAACAACUGCACACUUAAUCGCCUUCUAAUGUUCCGUUGACAUCGCCUCGCGACCAAUAGGGAAUUCCAGUGCGACGAUCCUCCCGUGAUCGAUCCUGUUAGCCACGGACGUUGCUCCGUAAGCCGUCAAACACGCCUGUCUCGAUUACUCGCCGCCAGUACAUUACCAAAGUAUUAUCCGAUGUGCAUUUCGGAAACGUGUGAUCUCAUCACCGUGUGCCCGAUGUAUCCUCUCUCUUUCUCUCUCCCGCUCUCUCAGUACAAUAACAUUUUUAUAACUCAGGUAUCGCAUCAGACCGAUCGAGGAGGAACGCGAGCACAGCGUUUGUUCGCGGUGCGCGAUCGUACCGCGAAAAAGAGGUACCCUUCAUGUCUCAUCGAGUCACAUCCGUGAUAUUGGAUAACACGUCGUUGUCAACAAGUGUCCUCAAUGUCGACGGAGUAGAAUAAACAUUGUUAUCAAUGUGAUCAAUAAAGCUUCAGCUUGGACCCCGUUUUAAGGUGCGAUAUUACCUACGUUGUGAAUGAUGGAUUCUUUUUUUUUUUUUUUACUACUAGGGAGAUUGUAAUGGGUAACGCAGUUUCGGCGACUCUCUCAGUUCCUUUCUAACGUGUACUAUGUAAGAUUGUAUAUGUGGAAGGCGCGAUCCCUCUGUAAUAACUGAGGCAUCUUCAGCGUUUAUACGUAUUCCCAGAUUUUUGAUCAUCGAUCGUCCUAUAAUAUUGUUGAUAAUGUGACUGAGACGGGAUGUUUCGAGAGUCGAUGGAUAAUCGCCGAGGGCGUAAUAAUUGACAAUAUGUUAUAUAUUGUGGCAAGUGUUAUAGCAUUAUUUAAGUGUACAAUAGCAAUAAAAAAAAGCAAACAUAAAUUUA
Temnothorax curvispinosus is the source of this 3590-nucleotide messenger RNA. It is a transcript of the gene P5CDh1, whose product is annotated as delta-1-pyrroline-5-carboxylate dehydrogenase, mitochondrial. The coding region runs from base 328 to 2034 and encodes 568 amino acids. The transcript has 7 exons. Gene Ontology annotation, molecular function: L-glutamate gamma-semialdehyde dehydrogenase (NAD+) activity. Lineage: Eukaryota; Metazoa; Arthropoda; Insecta; Hymenoptera; Formicidae. The record is from RefSeq and is a predicted model, not a curated record. Gene Ontology annotation, cellular component: mitochondrial matrix.